This is a messenger RNA of Paramecium sonneborni, 1686 nucleotides long. NCBI's taxonomy places the organism in Eukaryota, Ciliophora, Oligohymenophorea, Peniculida, Parameciidae. The record is from the annotation of a GenBank genome assembly.
AUGCUUAAUAAUAUUGCUGAAUUCUUGAGGAGAAUAGAUCAAUUUGGAGCAAGUUAUAAACCAAGUUAUGCUCAUGGAGAAGUAUAAUUCAAAACAAGUUUGGGAGGGUUGCUAUCUGUUGUGCUUUAUGGAUUAAGCUUAGCAUAUCUCAUUUAUGAAUUGAUUUUAUGGAAUUCUGGAAAAAUUUUGCCAAAAAUUACAAGUUUAUAAACAAAGAUUGAUACAUAUUCACUUUCAUUUGAUUAAGUAGCUUCAUUUUGUUUGAGAAAACAUACAAGUAUAAAAGAUUAAAUAGAUCCAUUUGACCCUAAUAAUGUAAUUUUAUUACCAAUGAUAUAUGAAAUAUUAGAAGAUGAAAUUUAAGAACCUUAAGUUUUAUUACCUAAUAAAAAAUCAGAAAAGCAUGGCACUUAUUUAAUAGAAGUAAAAAAUAUAGAACUCUCUAAUAAUGAACAUGAAUCAUUAGACCAUCCAAAUAAAGAAUAUCUUUUAAUAUUCUAGUCUUGCUUUUAAGAUCUAUUACCAGAUGGUUGGAAAUGUGCUAAAGAGGAAAGAAUUAAAUAAUUUUUCAAUCAAAAAUAAAAUUAAUUAUCAGUGCAUACAUUUAUGAAUUAAUAUAAUACCUCCACAAAAAAAAUUGAUGUUGUUGAAUAAGACUACUAUGCAUCCUUCGAUAAUAGAACUACUUAUUUUAGUUAAAUUGUUGUUGGUUCAACAAAUAUCUCAGUAGAUACUGGAUUCUUGUUGGAAAGCUUAGAAAUCCUUGAAUAUCCUAGUUCAAUAUAAUCUUACAUAUAAUAAAUGGACUUAGAUUAUUUUACUCAUAUUUUUUAAAAUAACGUCUUUAUAGCUUUUGAAUUUGAAUUAGGAACAUUAUAAUAAACAUUGCAUGUAGAAUACCCUAAAGUCUCAGAAGUUUUGGCAAAUAUUGGAUCUAUUAUUUCUUUCUUUUUAUUCUUUUCUCACAUAGCAUAUAUGAUAAAUGAGAAAAAUCUAGAACUCAAAGUCUUAAGAACUCUAAUUGAAAUGUAUUAUCCUUAAAUCAAAGACGUUACAUUUAAAAAAAGCCUUCUAGGAAAAGUAAAUCAAAUUUUGUAUAAAUAAAAAAAAUUAUCAUUAUUAUUUUUAGAUAAAUAUAACAAAUUAUUAGAAAUAGCUCAAUCUAAAUUAUGUCUAACCAAUCAGUUAUAUGAAGUAUCUAGGUUAUAAUUCAUAUUAAACACUUUUUGUGAUAAAUAAGUUAUAAGAAAUUCUCAUAACAUUGGAAUAAAAUUAAAAUUUGAAUAAUUUGAAUAAUUUGAACAAGAUAAACCAACUAAUUAGAAGAUUGAAAAUAUUAUACCAUAAGAGUUAAAAUAAGAAAAUAUAGAUAAUUAUUCGCUUGAAGAAAUUAAUAUAAUCAAAAUGGUAAGUGGUUUAUUUAUAAUUUUUUAGAAUCCAUAAGCCUCAAUUGAAAAUCAAUAAAACACUUUAUAAAUUUAACAGUUAAACUAAUCAUAAAGCUUAUUUUUAGGAAAAGCAAUUGAAAAUGAAGAGCCUUAAGAUGAUGAAUAGAACUUAUCGGAUGAAGAUUUCUAUCUUUUAAUGUAACAUUUACCGAAAACUAAAGAAGUACAAUCAAAUGAAUAUGAAACUGGGACUCCUAAAAAUAAUUCAAAAAAAACUUUUAAUCAUGUUUAAAAUUGA